This is a messenger RNA of Paramacrobiotus metropolitanus, 1129 nucleotides long. RefSeq lists its product as uncharacterized. Gene Ontology annotation, cellular component: nucleus. The transcript has 6 exons. NCBI's taxonomy places the organism in Eukaryota, Metazoa, Tardigrada, Eutardigrada, Parachela, Macrobiotidae. The record is from RefSeq and is a predicted model, not a curated record. Bases 303 to 674 code for a protein of 123 amino acids.
UGGUCCACUUCCCGUCCAGCAAACGAUAAGAAUAAGAUGAGACGUGGAACAGGAAGAGCAGACUUUACUUACAAAUGUUAAGGGUUACUUAUUUUUCUUUUUCGGUGUUUAUUUGCUCUUCGAUACUUAUUUGAUUAACUGUUGAAUAUCCUCGAAAGGGUUUUCUUCGGACUCUUCUGUUCUUCUGAAGUUUUAUGUUUUUCUUUCCUGUUGCAGCGUUGAUCACCGUUUAGGUGCACGAUUGCUUAAUUCAGUUGCAUUGCAUUUCCGGCACUCAGGCACUGGACGAAUACAGUCCCAUCAUGCCAAAAGAGUCUAGCACUCAUAAUGUAGAUAUCAGCAGCGGACGGUCCGAGCCUUGCAGUACUUCUGCUAGCAAUUCGGAAAAAGUUGGAGGUGAAGAGAAACAGGCAAAAGUUCCCGCUUUUGGGAAGGAAUGCAUACUUUCGCCUGAGUUGGCGGCCUUCUUGGGAAAAGAACGGAUGAGUCGCUCUGAAGUGGUUUCGGCGAUGUGGAAAACUAUUCGCGAGCGUGGGCUUAUUGAUCCAAAUCAAAAGCAGUACGCCGUAUGCGAUGAACAGUUGUUCAAGGUUAUAGGUCGAAAACGUUUCAAAGUUUUUGGGAUGAUGAAGUUCUUGAAAGGACACAUCCAAGAUCCAAAUAAGAAAAAAUGAAGCUGGUAAAUGAAGAAAUGCCUUAAAAAAAUGAAGAAAUGCCUGGAAGUUCGACUUUCUCUUUUGUUUCCGGGAAAGGACCUGUCAUUUCUGUUGGGCGUUUGGUGGUUGAAUGACGGAACUCCACUUGCUGUCGCACAAUUGUUUUUAAUUUGUUACCGUAUUCUUGUGUUCUGAUAUCACAGAAAUUCUUUUUAUUGCUGCUAUUGUGGCCCUGUUGAGAAUGCAUCUGCCGUUUACAUAUUACGGUUAUUUCUGGUCCAAAAGCAGGUGGACACUGGGCAGCUUGAAUAUAAUCAGUUUAUUGCAAAGAAUAAUUUACAGCCUUUUGUUAGUUGCUUUUCGUUCUUGAACUUGUAUCUAAUUGUGAGUUUUAGAGCAGUUCUUUGUGAGGUUGUGAACUUGUGAGGCGACUCGUUAGUUAGUUAGUAUGCAUUGUAUGCAUUAGUAUGUUA